AUGGGCACUAAGACUAGUUUCUUAAUAACAGAUGAAGAUGACGAUAUUCCUGAGAACAUUUUUAUCAGCCUGUUCAUUGACUCUUUACACUUGAGUAGUCUUGUGCGAAGUUUUUAUUCGAUGUUGAGUAUGUUGGUGCUUUAUGACGACCACGUGAAUAAAUUGACUCUUAAAAACAUGACAGGAAGAAUUUGUGCUCAAUUAAUUCAGCGCCUUCAGCUCAACCCAUCAUUUAAAAUUAAUUUGAAUAAAAAUUGGUAA
Messenger RNA from Clunio marinus, 261 nucleotides. Lineage: Eukaryota; Metazoa; Arthropoda; Insecta; Diptera; Chironomidae. The record is from the annotation of a GenBank genome assembly.